This is a messenger RNA of Aspergillus aculeatus ATCC 16872, 2889 nucleotides long. RefSeq lists its product as uncharacterized. NCBI's taxonomy places the organism in Eukaryota, Fungi, Ascomycota, Eurotiomycetes, Eurotiales, Aspergillaceae. The transcript has 5 exons. The record is from RefSeq and is a predicted model, not a curated record. The coding region runs from base 1 to 2889 and encodes 962 amino acids.
AUGGACACGAAACUCCAGAGACGGAGCACCAUCUCGGUGCAAUCAGUGACUCCGUCUUCUUUGCGCCACUGCUCCUAUCCAUCUCCAGCUACUUCUCCUUCGAAGGAACCCCUCUCCUUGUCGCGGAGUCACAUUACAUCUAUCCCUCCGAAGCCUCUUGCCCUAGCCCGAGUCAAGGGGUCUGUCAACAUGGAUUCCUCCUCGCAGAUGGGUUCAGAGAUGUCAUGGUUGAAUGACGCAUCGCCCAUAUCAAUGACACCCCGAACUGCAACACCUCGCACGCCUCAGCUAUCGAGAGCCGGAUCGCCUGAACCGGAAACCACUGCAACAUUGGUUAAUCCUUCUUCGGCUUUGUUGCAAGAUUUGUUGAAAGAGCAGCGCGCAACGCGAAGUACCAAAGGAGGAUCGGACGAAUUGAAACCAUGCAAUCCUCAAACACCGGAACGGUCUCAUCGCAAAAACAAGUCUCCAUCCCAGUCACCGGUGCAAUCACAGGCGCAGUCUCGAACUCAGUCAUGGGAAGAAGCUGGCUCCGAAAAACAGCGUAGAGUCCACAGUGUGGCCUCGUCAGGCACUAGACAGCCGAAUGAUAUGGGUGUUAGAGAGAUGGGUGAGUAUGUCUCAAAACUCAACAAGCAGAACUUCGACUUGAAGCUGGAAAUUUUCCAUCGUGUACAGCAGGUGACGGCAUUGGAGAAGAAGCUAGUGAAAAUGGAGGAGAUGGAGGAAGAGCUCCAGCGCCUGCGCUCCUUGGAAGAGGAAGUGCAGGAGCUUCGAGAGGCGGAGGCUGAUAACCAGCGGUUGCGGGAAUCAAACGAGGAAUUGAGGCAGGAAAUCGACAGGCGCGACCAGGCAAUAACAGAAGCAGUCAGCAUGAUAUGCGUUCUCGAAAACAAGGUCAACGAAUUGCGAGGUGGUGAAGAUUCAUCCAGACCGUCGACGGCUCGGCCAGAUGAAGAUAUUGCAACCCCAAAGGCGAAACCCACUGUUCAAAUUCCGGAGAGAAUCUCGUCGAAGCGCGGUACCAUUUUCUCGGAAUCUCGCCGAGGCUCCUCCGCAUCCCAUCAUCUUGAACGUGCCCCGUCAUUCUUGCGUGACGAUAAGAAAGGCGCAGCGGCGCUUCGGAGUUUAUACGAUGCGCCUGAGGAUCAAUCCCAUACGGCCAUGAGCGAAAUCACCAAGUCGGAAAGCUUGCAGUCGAUGACUGACACACUUGACCUAGGUUCGCCGAGACUCAGUGCUCUCAGUGAAUGCAGUGAGCUGUUCCCCCUGGGUCCAGAUGGUGACGACGGGUUCGACCAGCUGGAGAUACCUGUCAUCCGAAAGGAAUCGGCAGUACAUGGCUCACAGACCUCUGACGUUGCGAGCUCCCAAAGCAGAGACCUCAUUGAAUCCUGGGUCCGACCACCACACGAUGUUUUUGUGGAUGAUGUUCCUCGCCGUAGCAUGCAGUCUUCCCUUCCGAAGGGACCCAAGAAGACGAGUUUCGACAGCGACUCUUACGGCUCCAGUCUCAAGACACGCAUCGACAGCGUGUUCGGAACGGCAAGACUACCACCCACACCUGAUACCAUGAGCACAGCAUACGCUGCGUGUCCGAGCCGCUCUAAUGGGAGCAUUAUUGCAGAGAAGAGCCAAUAUGAUCAGGGUGUUGCCAUGGGAUUCCGGCUCCGGCGCCCGCGCUCCGUUGAUGAAUUAACAACCAUGAGAAGCUCGUGUCAUAGUGUCGGUAGUGACAAUCUGACAGCGAAUGUCAGUGAUGCUCCGGCGCCAUCCCAGAGCACGGCUGGAGGGGACGUGACUCCGACUUUGUUUCCGUUGAAUUGCAUCACUUCUAGGGAUGACCGGCUGUUUGACCGGGAUUCCCAUGAGAAGGCCAACUUUGGCUACUACAGUGGCAAUGUGCUGUACAACGAAGAUAGCUUGGAAAGGGUCCUCUCCAAGAUAGAUAACAAACACUAUCAAAGAAAGCCAUCCAGGUCGAUUGAGGAGCUUUCAGCCACACUAUCGUCCUCGCCGCCAUUGACCCCUCAAGAUUGGGUUGAAGCAGCCAAGCCUGCUCCUCAGGUAGAGAAAGAGCAGCCUGAGUUGACACAUCUGGAGCCUAUUGCGUUGAAUCCUCGUCUGUUCGUUGCACGCGCACCCAGCCAGGCUUCUUUUCUUGGCCGCAGACAUAGUAUCGACUCGAGCUUCAGAGAACCUGAUAUCCCCAGCAUUCCCACGCUUGACUUGCAGUCUCUAGAGCCCGGACCACCGCCGGAGCAAGACACGGAGCGUCGUAAGCGCAUCAGUCUACGGCCCCUGUUCGGUCGCUCAGGAAGCGCUCGUCGUUUUCAAAUGUCACCAUUUGACGACCAGACGGAUAGUGAUCAGGGAGCACCUGCGCCAGUCAUACAUAAAACGCGCAACAAUGCCCCACCCAGGCCGUCUAGAGCCAAGUUAAACUCAGAGGGCCCUCGUGACCUUUCCGCUUCCAUGCCCACCUACGCCGACGGGAUGGCGGACCAGGCUCGCCGGACUCUUCCUCAUUCAUUCACUGACUCGUCAUUUACAACAAACCCGGCGCUCAAACCGUUGACCGCUAGCAUCAAAGACCACAAGCGACGGAGUUCCCUUGGACUCUUCGGCUGGAUGAAAGGCUCCAGCAAGAAGCCCGAGCCCCAUUCACCCGCCAAGCAUGCCAUGCCCCCCAGUGGGAUCUUGAAAGACAGACCCACGCGCAUGGCCCAGGAAUUUGGGGAGCGCAAGCCUCAAGAGUCUGCCGGGAAUGCCAACGUGCCCACGGUGAGCUUUGCGCUGGAGACUAAAUCCAGAGGUUCCGUUCGUUCCGACGAGGACGAUCCAACACGACGGCCGCGAUAUAUGGACCGAAAGUCUCGUCGAGGCUGA